This is a messenger RNA of Ochotona princeps (American pika), 1246 nucleotides long. It is a transcript of the gene HAUS2, whose product is annotated as HAUS augmin like complex subunit 2. Bases 143 to 778 code for a protein of 211 amino acids. The record is from RefSeq and is a predicted model, not a curated record. Gene Ontology annotation, cellular component: mitotic spindle microtubule; HAUS complex; centrosome. Gene Ontology annotation, biological process: microtubule nucleation; spindle assembly; centrosome cycle. Lineage: Eukaryota; Metazoa; Chordata; Mammalia; Lagomorpha; Ochotonidae. The transcript is spliced from 6 exons.
UCCACAGGGGAAAAGCCGGAGAGACCCGAGCAGGUCUGAGAUGCUCUCCCCGGGCUUCCGCCCGGGCGGGAACGCCCCGUGACGUCAUCGAGCGGCGCUGCGCGUCGGCUCUCAGCGCCCGCCCGGGAGGCGCAUCGGAACCAUGGCUGCCGCCGGCUCGUGGGAUUCAGCGUCGGAGCCCAGCGCCGCGGGCCUGCUCCUGAACCACUUGGUCGCCUCAGGAAUCGUCACGGAGGAGAUGUUAAACAUAUCUAAGAAAACAGACCCUUGCUUUGUGAACUUCUCUAGACUACAGAAGAUCACAAAUCUUCAAGCUGAAAUCUACCAGAAAAACUUGGAAAUUGAACUAUUAGAAUUAGAAAAAGAUACAGCAGAUAUUGUUCAUCCUUCAUUUUUGGCUGAGAAGUGUCACUCUCUGCAAAGCAUGAAUAAUCAUUUGGAAGCAGUACUAAAAGAGAAGAGAUCUCUAAGGCAAAGACUGUUGAAACCCAUGUGCCAGGAAAACUUACCUAUUGAAGCUGUUUACCACAGGUCCAUGGUACAUUUGAUGGAGUUAGCUGUGACUUUCAUUGAGAAACUAGAAACCCAUAUUGAAACAAUUAGAAAUAUCCCUCAUGUGGAUGCAAAUCUAAAGAAAAUGAGCCAGGCUUUAGCGAAGAUGGAUAUUUUGGUGACUGAGACAGAACAACUGGCAGAGAAUAUCCUCAAAUGGCGAGAACAACAAAGGGAAGUUUCUUUGAGUAUUCCCAGAAUAUUAUCUGAAGAAAAUCAUCCUUAGAAACAUGACUUCAUGAUGCCUUCUUCACUUUUAAUUUCUAAUGUCCAUGGCCAAACUGCUAAUGCCAAGUGAUCUUCAGCUUUACUUUUGCCUAGUUCCAUGAAGUCAUAUGAAGCUGUAUUUACAGGCUUUGCUGCUGACAAGAUGGAAGGAGUCCUCUUUAUCUUGAAGUACCAAGAUUUCAGGUUCAUGAGAACCAAACCAACUUUUACUUUGUUUUUCAUAAUUUCCAUCCUGUGCUUCUGUAAAGCUACUGGAAAUCAAAUGUUCCUUGAUGAUUUAAUGACCACAAGUGAAUUAACCAUCUCUCAGGGGCUAGGUUUUCUGUAACAUCUUUUUAGAAAAUAAAUGUUUCUGAGUUAGACGUUUUCUUUGAGUCUGAAAAUGUUUACAGUGAUUAUUCCUUACAGGGUCAUCACCUAAUGUACAGAAUGAACAGCAGUAGGCACAGUCCCUUUGUUGGGGGAA